GACUUGAAUAGGCUGAUCACAACCGUUCCAUGAACUUAUCGUAUAGCACAUCGUCCAACCGCAACACAGAGUGGAAGUCAAACAUCACGUUAUGGCACUCAACAGACUGACUGGAGGCAUUGAAGGCCAGAGGCAUUACUCUUUCAACAUGUUGAGCAAGUUGAAACAAGACUUUGCCAAUCUUCCCUAUCAGACUUUCCGAGAUUAUUAUGAGAACCUUGAGGAUUAUGCGAAGCUCGCAGCAAAGGUCAAUCGAAGGGUGAAACGGCUUAUGAUACAGUGUGAAAGUCUCUACCAGAAGCCUCAAAUCUUCCCACCAACCGAAUCACGCGAUACGUUCUUUGAGAAUCUGGCACCCUUCCUUGAAAAAGCUGGUGUGAUCCUUGAGGUGAUAGAAAAGCUGGCACCGCUUGCGCAAGAACAUCGAGAGCUGAUAAAGCGAGGUCACACUGCUUACAUGAGACGGACUCGACCAACAUUCGUUUGGGGUAUCAAGCCCUGGAGUCAAUUCCUACGACCUGGUGCACCUGGCGCAUCUUUCGCUUUCGCAUCCAAUCUUCCCCAACAGCAAUUCAGCUUGCAGGUUCUGCCGCGCGGGGGCAUUUGUAUCUGGUCGACAUGGCUCGCUGAUGCGGAAUCGGAGCUGGAGAAGGAGGAGCUCAAUCGUACGGGCUAUCUGUCAGAUCACGAGGACUUGUGGCCUGAUGAAUAUUACUGUACGCAAGGAUAUGACGGACUCUACCGCAAACUUUCAAGGGAGGCCGAUCAAGAGGAGUCUCGUAUAAAGCACGUUGGGUACGACGACGAAGAGCCUUACUACUUCGGCCCCAGAUCUCUCGAGCAGUACAACCAAAUGCUCUCAAUUGCAGAUGGCGAGCACCAUCAUGAAUUCGAAACCGCAGACCUGGACCAAUUCGAAUACUACGAGAUCACCACUUAUAUUCCUUCGAAGGGAACUCACAAGGUCCGAGAACCAAGAAGGAUAUUCCCUAAGCUGCUCUAUACCAAGUUCGAACUAACAGAAAUCUCUUAUCCUGAGCUGAACCGAAUCGUAGGACGCAAAGCAAGUCAUGAGGAGGUUUACGGCUCAGUUCUAAGACGUCAAGAAUUCACGACUCGCGCCCCUGAACCUGAACUUGAACUUGUUGAUAAUAACAAGCGCCAAACCCGGAAUAGGUUUCCGAAAAGAGCUAGAAUUUUGAGUAGAAGUUACGCAAAGCAGGCAUUGGCAUUCUAUCAUCGUUAUAUCAAGGAUGCACCAAACUACAACCAGCGGGGUGGGGCUAUUCCUUUUGGUAGGAUUUUGAGUCGUCGUGUUAGCUUGAAGGUUUCAAAAGUCGAGCGAAUUAUGGAGUUGAAAGCCUUUGAUGAUGUUUGGUGGACUUUGCUUCACCAUAUGGAAUUCUUAGAGGGGGUCAACAGGAAUGACUUAGAUAAAAUAUUGGGCGAUAUCGGCGACCAUGUUUUGGCUGAGCUCGAUCUGGGAGGCCUAGAAGCGUUGUUGUGAGGAUUAAUCGGGUUAGCGUGUUCGGGAUAGGAAGUGAACAAGACAAUGCAAUCGCCGAAUCUACCA
Molecule: messenger RNA, 1573 nt
Organism: Pseudovirgaria hyperparasitica
Lineage: Eukaryota; Fungi; Ascomycota; Dothideomycetes; Acrospermales; Acrospermaceae
Exons: 2
Coding region: 92-1507 (471 amino acids)
Source: RefSeq, a predicted model, not a curated record